UUGACACUGACACAUAUACACACUUACGUUUGUACACAGAACGGAGUACACACGUGGAGCUGGCCAGUGAAAGAAGUCAGGACAUAAACAGCCUGACGCUGAUGACUGUGCAGGCGGAAAACCCCGGGAUUAAUUUACAAAUACUAGCAAAGGAACCAGGACUGGUGAACCCCUGCAACCACAUAAUUGUCUAAAAGAGAACCAUUUCCAGUAUUUGUCCGUAUGUGCGUGACUCCAUCCCUUUUCCUUGCUGCAGCCCCACCAGCUGCUAAGUUGCUACAUGAUAACACGUUGACUGGCUGCAUUUCAUUUGGAAAUAUAUGACUUUUGGAGCUUGGAGAGCAAAUAGGAUACCCGGGGUACUGGAUUAAUAAGAAGUCCAACUGGCUAUUUUAUUUUCUAUAUUAACAGUAUGACUGAUUUCGGUGGUGUGAUGGAAAUCUGUCUGCCCUCCACCUGACCAGUGCUGGAAGUGGAUUAGUUACUCAGUUUAAUAAAAAAAAACUAAUAGGCUGCAUUUCAUUUUAGGACGUCAAAGACGGAUUUGUGAUAUUUUACUUUUUUAUUGAAAAAAUAAGCGUUUCCUGUUCGUGUCAUCCUUGGCUUGGGACUAAAUCCUUAUUCGGCCAGGGAUCCAUCAGGAAGAGUACUGUUGUUGCAAACCCUGUAAUGCAACUCAGCGGCAGCACCAGUGCCCAGGGCAGGAAAAUUCGGCGCCAGACUGCUGCUGCUGUUACCCACAGAUAUGCAAACACCCCAGAGACGGGGAUAAUGGACGAAGAGCUAGUGGGGCCAGCAGCGCAUCAGGUGGACUCAGACCAGGAUUUCGAGCCCCAGAGCCGGCCCCGAUCUUGCACCUGGCCUCUUCCUCGCCCAGACUUCACCGAAGGAGAGGACAGCGGCUCGCCACCGGCUGCCAAGAACGGCAGGGAUGGAGCAGAGAAUGGUGCUGGAGGAGGGAUGUCUGCACUGGAUCGGCGCGCCGGCCCUGGAGGAGCCGACCUUGGCCAGCAGCAGCCCCUCCGCAAGGCAGGCAAGACCUCGCGGCGCAAUGCUUGGGGUAACCUGUCAUAUGCAGACUUGAUCACCAAGGCAAUUGAGAGCUCCCCUGACAAGCGGCUCACCCUGUCCCAGAUCUAUGACUGGAUGGUUCGCUACGUGCCCUAUUUCAAGGAUAAAGGAGACAGCAACAGUUCGGCUGGAUGGAAGAAUUCAAUAAGGCAUAACCUGUCUCUGCACACAAGAUUCAUUCGGGUCCAAAAUGAAGGGACUGGCAAGAGUUCCUGGUGGAUGUUGAACCCUGAAGGUGGAAAAACAGGGAAGACACCGAGAAGAAGAUCUGUAUCCAUGGACAACAACAGUAAGUUUCUGAAGAGCAAAGGAAGGGCCAGUAAAAAGAAGGCUAUCGCAGAAGCUGCACAAGAAAGAGGUGGUGACAGUCCAUCUUCACAGCAUGCGAAGUGGUCAGGUAGUCCAACCUCCCAUGCUAGUGAUGAGUAUGAUGUCUGGGCAGACUUUAGAUCAAGAGCGAACUCUUCUGCCAGCACUUUGAGUGGCCAUUUGUCUCCAAUUAUGGCAACCAAUGAGCUGGAUGACCUGGAAGAUGAUGAUGGAGCUCCAUCUUCUCCACUGAUGUACCCAAGUCCAUCGAGUGCCCUGUCCCCUUCUGUUAAUACAAGGUGUUCUGUGGAGAUGCCACGGCUAGCUGACUUGACAGGCACAAUCAGCUUGAAUGAAGGGCUGCCAGACAGCCUUCUAGAAGACAUACCAGACAACUACAACAUGAGUCCGUCACAGCAUAUUUCAUCAGGUGCACUGAGACAGAGGAGCUCUACUUUCUCUUACAAUAAUAAGUGCCCUACAUUAGGUGCUUCAGCAAAUACUUACUGUGGAACGAUUUACAGUCAGCCAGCCAUGGCAAUGAUGAGACGUGCACCUAUGCAGACUAUACAAGAAAAUAAACAGGCAAUGUUUCCACCAAUUAAUUCCUAUAGGAAUUCUGCAUUGCAAGACUUGCUUUCAUCAAAUUCCUAUUCUCACAAGGACACUGUGAUAACACAAGCAGAUCCAAUGAUGUCACAGGUCCAUACCAUUGUGACAUCUCGUAAUCAAAGACAUGGCACCAUUAUGGGCGGAGGUGGUGAACUGGCCAUAACACCUUUUCCUGGCCAGUCAAACUUAAUUAAAGGAAAUGGUUUAUAUCAUCCGCCCCCAGCUGGUCACAAUGCUGCUCUCAACAACAGUGCCUUAUCCAGCUCUGUCAGCCUUAUGAAUGUGCCACAAAACACUUGUAGCAUGGCCUCCCUCACACACCAUGGGCAUUUUCAACCAUACAUUUGUCAAGGGACACAUAUGGGCAUACCAGAUUCAGGACAGGGCUGUUACCAAGGGAUUACCAACCCACCUAUAUCUAGUCAUGAUCGAUUCCCUGCUGACUUAGACCUGGAGAUGUUCAAUGGCAGUUUGGAGUGCGAUGUUGAAUCAAUCAUACUCAAUGAAUUUAUGGACAAUGAUGAGAUGGACUUCAAUUUUGAUUGUGCCCUCCCACCACAAAAUGUUGGUCUUACCAUGGCCCCUCUGCCCAGUGGUCCACAAGCUACCAAUCAAAGCUGGGUACCAGGGUGACCGCAACUGUGUUGGGGCAGGGGGGAAGGGUUUUAUGAAUCAAUAUCCUAAGGGAAACAUAUUCAGACUUCUGCCUUUAGUUGUCCAGACAGCCUAGAACAAGUACUUAAUAAUAAACUCUUUCAAAGAAGCAGUAAAAGGAAGCUGAAAUGUGUGAUAAUGAAUCAGAGGCUUUGCAUCUUUUUUUUCUGAAAAUUAAAGUAACUCAAGACAUUUGAUAACAAUACUUUGCAGCCAGAUUAUAUCCUUAAAACUUGUAACAGGCCAGUAUGCCUCCACUGUGAUACUGUUUACAUUCAGUAGGCACUAUUAAAUCUUAGCCUUUCUUAAGGAUUAGGCUUUGUACCAAUCAGAUUUGUGAAAAUAUUUGUCCAAUCCUUGGGCAUGCUUGGCACAGAGGUGCCAUGCCAUAAUAUCUGCUAACUAGUCAACAGCAGAUAAUAUGAGAAAUAUGAAAAACAGGUAACUGAUAAUUUUUAUAUCCCAGUACUCCAGUAAAAAAAAUGUACAGAUUCUGGUGCCCUGUAUGGGCUGUGAGAGUGUGGCAACAGCUGUGUUGUAUGUUUACAAUGGUGAAUCUUGAAUUGCAGUUGGGUCAAGACUAGUAUAUGGAAAAGGUUACUGUCAUAGAUAACUGUCUGCCUUUGUGAAUAAGAGACAGUUUUCUAAAUGUAAUACCCUUGACCCCCAGGUCUUGUUUUUCAUGAAAAGCACUUCUGACUUUAAACUUGAAAAGUACUUUUUAUAAAAGGGGUGACAGGGUAUUCCUAAGGCACUGUUAGGUGAGAUAAAUGUGCAGAUGAGCAGCCCUCUUAAAGUCAUAUAUUUUCAGUGAUGCCAUUUGUUUGAUUCUGUUUAAAAAGAGAACAUAUAACCUGGCUUUUUUGUUUUCAGGAAUACAACUGAAACUCUGUGCAGUCUGUUUAAUUGUUUGUAUUACUGGACCAUUUCUAGGCUUUUGUUUUGAACAUGUCACACACUGUUCAUACAUAAACAAGAUAAAUGGUACUUCAGUGCCUGUUUCUGAGAAGGUAGUAUUAUAAGUCAGACUGUUACCUGUGUGGUCAUAGUGCUAUGCUGUAGACUGUGUCACUGGCACCAGCAAGGGAGGAUGAGUGGAGGUAGAGAGGAGUAGGCACCUAGUAGCUAUUAAGAUUGCCAUUUUGCUAAGUAGAUAUGUCCCUGACUCCGUGUUCCUUUCCAUUGGUCUGGCAAGGAUAAGAAAAUGUCUGCUGAGAGCACAGAAUGGCUCAGACCACAAUUAUCCCUGACACAGCAGCAGUUCUAAGUCUUAUGGAAUAUUUCAUUUUGAGGCUCUGGAAUACAUCUUUGCUGAUGCUACCCAUAAAGGUAACACUAUUAAAGCAAGCAGAGAAAAGAAGUGACCUCUGUGCAAAAGCUGUUUAAGGAAAAUGGGAACAAGGAAUGGGAUUUUGUUAUUGCACAUAGGAAUACUGGAAGCAGUGGGCUUCCUUAUCCCUUAUUCCAUUCAGCAGGUUCCUACUAGGCAGUCAGGCAUAUGCUUGUUACUCCAGCCUGUGUCUUUAGUAUAUACUGUACCCCAUUUUUUGUGAAGUCCUACAUUUCCUACAAAUGUUCCAGGUAUAAUUUGGGCAUGAAAUGUGCAUGUUUGGGUUUAAGUACAGAUUGCAGCUAACUCUUAAGUUUGCACAGUUGAGAAAGCCAGGUUAAUGGUCUGCUUUUGUUACAUAAUUCUUUUUCCAUAGUAUGUUAACCAUUAUAAAAUGAGCAAAUUACAAUGGUCACUAGCAAACUGACAAUGGCAUCUCAUUUAUUAGAAUGUACAUAUUAAGUUCUGUAGUGGUAACUGCCGUCAUGUUUCCACUGCCCUAACAUGCCUAACAAUGGUGCUAAUGCCAAGGUGACCUUUAAACAUCCAUGUCAACACUUACCAGUAAUGCAGUCAUAAUAAAGGGGGGGACCCUCAGUGACUGCCACUAGCAUUUGAUAUGAAAUUCCAUAGAGAUGUUUAGAAAAUGAACUUUAAUUGUGCACAUUGAAUCCACUUCUUCAGUAGGAAUUUGUAACUGUGCUGUACUGGACCUGGCAGCUAUCUUUGAGGGUCAGGUGAGGUACUUGUAGUCAUACUAGCUAACUUUAGUCUUUACUGACUUUAAGAGUACAUGGUAAUUUUCCAGGAAAACCAUGAAGUACAUCUCCAGUCAAGAUCAUACACUCUUUUUUGGUAGGUGAGUGAAGAAGCCAUCAAGAUAAUGUAGUACAGGCAGAUGACUUACGCUGAUUGAUAUUAUUAUUUGAAUUAUCAUGCCUGGCCUAUAUGAAAUGACGGGCAUUAUUCUGCUGUAUCUCAUACCCAGAGGAUGGUAGCAGUCGAAGGAAUGGUUCGUGGCCACCUCUAAGCUAACGAUCUGUUUUAUUUGCUAGUCAGUAGUCUGCUGUAUUACUGCCCACAGGCAUUAAUUUCUGUGAUUAUGUUCGUUGCCAGCAUUACUAUACAUCGACACAGCUGUGGAAAUGUGUUCAUUCUGUGGAUGGAAUGCCUGCCCAGGUAAUAGACUUAUCAAAUGAUGUUGACAUUCACUAAAUGGAAGCCAGCUGUGCUGUCUGAGGAAGAGAUGUGAUGUCAUCUGCCUAGGGUGCCUCUGCAGCAAAAUAUGAACAGAUCCUUAUGAUAUAAUGUUAUUAGCAGAUGAGCUCAGCACAGGAUAAGUUUGACUUGCUCUGUUUGUAGAAACAGAUGCAGGUCAAAUAAUAUUAUGUUUACAUCAUUUAUUUGAUCAUGUAUAGAAUUUAAUAUAUACAUUUAUAUAUUAUAUAUAUAUUAAAUGCUUUUUAUUUGCUUUUUUAAAAGAAAUUGGAUUAAUUUUGUACACUGAAAAUAUAACUUAUAGUCUGCAUAAGCUUGAUUUCGAAACACAUGAAACGAGGGGGAUUGAAGGAGUGGUAACACAAUAUACUGGGGCAGCUGUGUAGUGUACAGAUGCCCUGCCCUAUAUAUGAGGUUUAUAAAAACUGAACAUAUGAUUCCAGCACGACUGUAAUUUAGCUUGUUUUGAAAAAUCUGAAAUGAAAUGAGUGUUAAGUUAUAGUGAGCUGCACUGUAAAAAUAUUGUUUGCUGGUGAAACCCAACCUCAACAUUUUUUUCUUUGUUUUUUUACUACUGAGACUAUUCCUCAGAAUGGAAAUAAAUUAGGUGGAAACAGACUUGAAAGUAGCAAACUAGAUGUGGCAAGACACUAUAAGAAGCUGUAAAAAAAUGAGAAAUCUGUGGUUUUGAUAAGUGCAAAAUGUGCCUGUAAGAAUAAGUGUCUUAAGAAAUUGUAGGGAAUAUAACACAGCUUGGAGAAUGAAUGGUACUUCACCAGAACAACAUUCCUUGAACACAUUCUACAGAAUUAGCUUUGGUUUGGUCAACCUGCUAUACACACAGACACAGGCAGACAGACAGAAAUACACACACACGCACACA
Protopterus annectens (West African lungfish) is the source of this 6077-nucleotide messenger RNA. RefSeq names its product forkhead box protein O3-like. Lineage: Eukaryota; Metazoa; Chordata; Ceratodontiformes; Protopteridae. The coding region runs from base 670 to 2625 and encodes 651 amino acids. The record is from RefSeq and is a predicted model, not a curated record. Gene Ontology annotation, biological process: regulation of transcription by RNA polymerase II. The transcript has 3 exons. Gene Ontology annotation, cellular component: nucleus. Gene Ontology annotation, molecular function: RNA polymerase II cis-regulatory region sequence-specific DNA binding; DNA-binding transcription factor activity, RNA polymerase II-specific.